CCACACACAACUCAGAUCGUCUCUCAUCAUUUCAUCUCAAAUACAGGAGUUCAUCUCCUUGUUAGGCAAAGCCAGGUAGCAACAUGAUCAGCUCCAAGAAGCUAGCUCAAUUGUCAAAGAAGAUGCAGGGAAUGGGUGCAGUUGGGCGAAGAAGGGUCACAGCAGCGAAAAAGGAAAUCAACCCAUCCUGCAGCAGCGUAGUUGCAGGGAAGGGCAACUGCAUCGUCUACUCUUCUGAUGGGAAGCGGUUUGAGAUCCCCCUUUCUUACCUCCACACGGCAGUCUUUGUAGAGCUCCUGAAGCUGUCGCAAGAAGAGUUUGGGUUCACAAGUGAUGGGAGGAUCACACUGCCUUGUGAUACAGCAGUGAUGGAGUAUGUGAUGUGUUUGCUAAGGAGAGAAACCUCUGAAGAUGUUGAGAAGGCGCUCCUCAGUUCCAUAGUGUUGCCUUGCCACCACACAAGCAGGAUGGUGCAACCACCCAAUGGAGUGAACCAGCAAUUUGCUGUGUGCAGCUCCUGAAGAUGAAGAUAUCCAAAGCUUGGAGCUUGUUUCCUCUCUUUUUUCCCUUCCAUCUUUUUUUCCCAGAAGUACCUUGGAGCACGGUUUUUGUGCGAUGUUUUUCCAAUGGUACACUGAGGAUGUACAGAUGGAAGCAUGUAAAGACAAUCACACUGUGAUUAGAAAAGAAGGAAUCAAGAUCGCCAUUGAGACAA
Messenger RNA from Sorghum bicolor (sorghum), 715 nucleotides. RefSeq names its product auxin-responsive protein SAUR36. The record is from RefSeq and is a predicted model, not a curated record. The coding region runs from base 84 to 521 and encodes 145 amino acids. Gene Ontology annotation, biological process: response to auxin. The transcript has a single exon. Lineage: Eukaryota; Viridiplantae; Streptophyta; Magnoliopsida; Poales; Poaceae.